Molecule: messenger RNA, 2432 nt
Organism: Amphibalanus amphitrite
Lineage: Eukaryota; Metazoa; Arthropoda; Thecostraca; Balanomorpha; Balanidae
Product: vacuolar protein sorting-associated protein 26B-like
Exons: 9
Coding region: 380-1534 (384 amino acids)
Biological process (GO): intracellular protein transport; retrograde transport, endosome to Golgi
Cellular component (GO): retromer complex; endosome
Source: RefSeq, a predicted model, not a curated record
UGGGCACAUUUCAGUGGCCAGGCGGGCCGUCUGGACGGUGCAGUGCUGUCGUCCUCCCGCAGCUGGCCCACGACUAAGAACACCACGCUGAUUGGCCACUCAUGGACCACGGUGUUCGGCUGGCUGCCCUGCUGCCUGCCACUCACAUAAAGACAAAGUCAGCCGGGUGAUUUGAGAGAGGAUUAAGUGUAUUUUCACCGGGGCCGACCAGUCUUCAGAAAAAAUGAGUUGGCAUAGGAGAAGACGCAAAGUUGUGCCACCUCAAGAGUGGUCAGAAGCGUGAGCUGCAAACAUUGAUUUUGGCUGUGAUCCUGCUCCAACUCGGCAGUCUUGAUUUUGGCUUCCUAGAAGCAUCCUGUAUAAAAUUUAAUCCAGAAAAAUGAGCUUUUUCGGGUUUGGUCAGAGUGCCGAGAUCGACAUCGUACUCGAUGGCGCCGACACCCGGAAAAUGGCCGACGUCAAGUCGGAGGACGGCAAGAAGGACCGCUACUACCUGUUCUACGACGGCGAGACCGUCGCCGGGAAGGUCAACAUCACACUAAAAAAGGCCGGCUCGAAGCUCGAACACCACGGCAUCAAGAUUGAGUUUAUCGGUCAGAUCGAGAUGUACUACGACCGGGGCAACCACCACGAGUUCCUCUCACUGGUGAAGGAGCUGGCACGGCCUGGCGAGCUGCAGCAAAACGCCAGCUACCCGUUCGAUUUUAACCAGGUGGAAAAGCCAUACGAGAGCUACACGGGCUCCAACGUGCGGCUCAGGUACUUUUUGCGCGUGACGAUCGUCCGACGACUCUCUGACCUGGUGCGGGAGAUGGACAUCGCGGUACACACGCUCUCACAGUACCCGGACAUGAACACCAGCAUCAAAAUGGAGGUCGGCAUCGAGGACUGCCUGCACAUCGAGUUCGAGUACAACAAGUCCAAAUAUCACUUAAAAGACGUUAUUGUUGGGAAAAUAUAUUUCCUGCUGGUACGGAUAAAGAUAAAACACAUGGAGGUGGCCAUCAUCAAACGAGAAACCACCGGAUCGGGUCCAAACACAUUCAACGAGAACGAGACGAUCGCCAAGUACGAGAUCAUGGACGGCGCGCCGGUGCGGGGCGAGAGCAUCCCGAUCCGCGUCUUCCUGGCCGGCUACGACCUCACGCCUACCAUGCGUGACAUCAACAAGAAGUUCUCGGUGCGCUACUACCUGAACUUGGUGCUGGUAGAUGAGGAGGACAGGAGGUACUUCAAACAGCAGGAGAUAACCCUCUGGCGGAAGGGCGAGCGGGCGCGGCGCGUGCAGACCGACCAGCCGGCCACGGACGAGCCGCACACACCGCUCACCAUCAACACGAUCCAGAAACAGCUGGCCGAGGGCAACAUCCAGACGCGGCCCAACACACUGCCCACGAGCCCUCAGACUCCCUCGGAGGCGGGCGAGGGCGGCGGCGGCGGCGCGGCGCCCGUGCCGCCCGGCGGCGCCGACACCGACCUCACCUCGCCCACUGACUCCACCGACGGCGGCGCCAGGAGCGAGGGGAACGACUAGACGGCCGCCGCCGCCACUCGGUGGCGCACAUUCCCCUCGCCCUGGCUGUGGUCAGCGGCGGCGCGCGCGGCAGACGGACUGGAGGCCCGCCGCCCGCCGGCCGACGGCCCGCCAGGGUUUUGUAUCGUGCUAGCUCAGAGCGUGCCCUGGCAGGUAGUGAGCUCCCGACUGGAACCGUUCUCACGGCGCCGAGGGAGGCCGGACCGCCGCGCGGCCAGACAGCGCCCUCAGAGCGUUAUUGUUUGUUUUGUUUGGUAGUGCGCAUUUACCUGCGAAAUUGUAACAUCGGCCUGGGCGGUGCGUUGAUUUGGCGGAAUACCACUUUAUUUGUUUAUCGUGAAGAGCUAUUUUGAGGUAUAGAGGAUGGUGUGCAUGCCGUACUGAGUGCUGAGGACAUGUAUGACGCUCGUGACUGCCGGUGCGGGGCGCCGCUGCUGCCCUGCUGCGGACUGUGCCGGCCGCGGCUGCCCCGCUGUGGACUGCCUCUGCGGAGACCGGGUCGGACCGGGUCAGACCGCCGUCGGCAGUGGUGCCGUCUGGCGGUCUGAGGUCUCCCAGUCCCGGCCGGUCGGGAUACCCUGCUCGGGCCGGCCCGAUGGGUGUAUUCAGCCGGCCCGGCCCGGCGGGUGUAUUCAGCCCGGUCCGGCGGAUGUAUUCAGCGCGGCCCGGUGGGUGUAUUCAGCUGGCCCGGCGGGUGUAUUCAGCCGGCCUGGCCCGGUGGGUGUAUUCAGCCGGCCUGGCCCGGUGGGUGUAUUCAGCCGGUCCGGUCCGGUGGGUGUAUUCAGCCGGCCCGGUCCGGCCCACGGUAACCCCACGUGCCGCCUCGCGGGACUCAGUCGGCCUGUUGGCGUACGAGUGCGUGACGUAAUGAACUAUUCAAUAAACUGCAGUAUCCACG